AUGGUAGGACCACCUCCUUCAGGCAUUACAUGGCUCGAUGACGACAAAUGGAUAGGACGCGAGAUAGCAUUUGGUGAACCCAUUCCAUCAAAAUGGAGGAUUGUUCGAAAAGUCCAUGAACGCGAGAUCGUGCACACUGAAUGGGAAGGGCAGCGGUUGGACUUCAGGGCUGAAGGACGUGGUGUUUUCCUUUGCACCAAUGCCGACGGUAAAGAGGCCGUAGUUAAAGUUCGGUUCCAAAUCCCAUUCAUGGGGACAUAUUCUAGCUCCUCUGAAGAGAGAGCAAAACAAGCCAGACACGAUAUGGGCGAAAAGACUCUGUUUGAAAUUGAUGCUCUACGGUGUCUAACCAAUACCGACUGGGUCCCCGGGGGAUAUAUCGAAUAUAUCCUAAUGGAGCGGGUGCCAGGGGUCAGACCGCCCGCUUAUUGGCACCCAAUGGAUCAAGAGGAGAGGGAUCGGCUUUUAAAAGCAUUCAAGGAGGCAUAUAUUGAGUGUAUGGCUUGUGGCAGAGUACAUUUGGACGAGGGAGAACGAAACCUCAUUUGGGAUAAUAGAGCCGGGAAGUGCUACAUUGUUGAUUGGGAAGAUGCGUUGGAGACUACUCCCAAGGAUUCCUGGCACGAUAGGAAGUACAAGCAAUAUCUCCUGAAAUGGGACUGA
Messenger RNA from Aspergillus pseudonomiae, 663 nucleotides. RefSeq lists its product as uncharacterized. The record is from RefSeq and is a predicted model, not a curated record. Bases 1 to 663 code for a protein of 220 amino acids. The transcript has 5 exons. NCBI's taxonomy places the organism in Eukaryota, Fungi, Ascomycota, Eurotiomycetes, Eurotiales, Aspergillaceae.